CCUACCUAUUCACAUCACAUACCUACAACUUACAACUUUAAGUGGUGAUCAACCUACAACAUUAUUAAUUCUAUGACAUCGAUAGAAUUAAAAAGGUGAUAUCGCAUCAUCAUCCUCAUCCUCACUAUCACUAUUCUACCUUAUUAUCCCGUCUCAAGCGGCUGGAUUUCCUAUACUUUAACAUUUCUUCCCUCACAAUUUGUCUACUCAAUGCCAUAUGCUGGCAUAUUAAAAGCACAAAUUACCUUCCCAUUCUUACCUUAAACCCGACCAAUGACGAUAACGAGCCAUGCCUAAAGGUUUGGGCGCCUCCCGCUGGGCGACAGCGCCAGAUACCAUAGAUACGUAUCGUGUGUCAAAGCCUCGUCACAGGCGCAGGUCUUACCCAACACUUCCCAUAUCGAGCCCACCGACACCCACUCCUUUGGAAGAACCAAUACCUCUAAGGAAGCGCUCUCGUCGACGGCGGCGACGUGCAGCAUCUAGAGAAGCUGAAGCUGUCCAAUCAGCCAGCUUACCGUCCCAACAUUCAUCCGAAUCAACACCAAUUCAAACACUGAAACGCACACCGAAUCAUCGAGCAUCCCCCCAAACUGAGCUUUCGCGAUUCCUCAAGAUCGUUACGCGUCUCAAUUGGAAACUGCCUUUCCUUAAGCAGGGUUACAGCCUAGCCAAAGACACCAAUGGCAAGACACAGCAACAAAAGGAGGCAUGUGAGAUUCAAUUCAAAUUAGACUUUCAUGAAUUUUACAUGCUUCUGGAGCGAGCUAUUGUUCAUCUGAUGGGUGUGUAUGGCAUUGCGGUGGACGGACAACAAAGAAUGGAUGGCCGCCACCGAUACCAUGCAAACGUACUAGCGACGUUGGAGGAUGCCAACAACCCCCUGAGCGGUGUGUUUGGUACACCUGAAGUAAGUGGGCAGCUUGCCACAGCAAAAGAACUUCGAAAUCGGUGGAAAGAUGCCGACGAAUAUGAUGGCAAGAUAAGACCAGUACCUCUCAGCUCAUAUAACCUCGAGACGAUCGUGCAAACGAUUCUAGGUGCCAUUGAUCAAGCCCACGGUCUUGCUAGUGAGUAUGUUAGUAAGGGAGGAGAAGAGAUGCAAGAUGCAGAGGGAGAGGGCGAUGCCAGUGGGCGAGAAGACUGGGACUUUAUGGUGGAUGCGAUGGACUGGGAGGCAGUCUGAGUCUGAGUCUGAGUCGGGUAUGAUACGGCAUCGACUGGUUUUUCCUUUUCUCUCUAAGGUUUUAUGAUUCGGCAGUAUUGUUAUGGUUUACGAUACACCAGGGCGUUGAAGGCUACGGAACUGAUACCCGGACAUGUAGGAUAGGACUGUUCUGCACUUUUCAUUUCGCCUCUGUUUGGAGGGUUUGCUAGAUUGAUACCUACAUGGGAACCUAGGUAUGCAUGCACAACGUACAUAGUAAUAACUAACUAAAUUCAUUCAUUGAAUUCACAAAA
Molecule: messenger RNA, 1461 nt
Organism: Hypoxylon fragiforme
Lineage: Eukaryota; Fungi; Ascomycota; Sordariomycetes; Xylariales; Hypoxylaceae
Exons: 1
Coding region: 290-1186 (298 amino acids)
Source: RefSeq, a predicted model, not a curated record